AUGUAAAAAGGUUUAUUGACAAUCUUAGCUAUAACAAUAUUAGCUGGUACUGGAUUAUUGAUGAACUCAUAGAGCUAAGAAUAAAAUUCUUUUUUGGAAGAUAAAUUGAUGAAAGAAUAUUAAAUAUGGUAAUAAGAACAUGGAAAAAGAUACUCUUAAUUUGAGAAUACAUUUAGAUUUGGAAUAUUUAAAAAAAAUUAUGAUUAUGUUAUAAAUCAUUAAAAAAGAUUUGAAGCUGGUUUAGAAACAUAUGAACUUGGAAUGAACAGUUUAGCAGAUCUUUCAGUUGAAGAAUUUGAAGGAAUAUAUUUAAAAUGGAGAUACAAUAAUAAAUAAUAAUCUAAUGAAAUAUUUGAAGGAGGAAAGGGAAUAUAAAUUCCAGAAUUUGUUGAUUUAAGAAAUGAUGGUUUAGUAAGUGCAGUUUAAAAUUAAGGAAAUUGUGGAUCAUGUUGGGCAUUUUCUGCAGUUGGAUCAUUAGAAAGUGCUUUAAGAUAGAGUGGAGUAUAAAAUGUAGAAUUAUCAGAAUAAGAACUUAAUGAUUGUACUAAAGGAUAAGAGUAUGAUAGUGAUGGUUGCAAUGGUGGUUUUAUGUUUGAAGCUUUUGAAUAUGCAUCUAAGAAUGGAAUUGCUAUUAAAUCAGAAUAUACAUAUGUUGCUUAAGAUUAAGAAUGUUAAUCUAAAAAGACAAAGACUAGAUUUACAUUUAAUGGCUAUAUUAGAGUUGAAUCACUCAAUUCUUAAGCUUAUCUUGAAGCAGCAUCUUAACAUGCUCUAUCUGUUGGUAUUAAUGCAAGUGGAAUCAAUUUCUAACUUUAUAGAAAGGGUAUCUUUUCAUCUAAAUGUGAUGGAAAAGUUGAAUCUCUUAAUCAUGCAAUUCUAAAUGUUGGUUAUGCUCCAGAUUAUUAUUUACUUAAAAAUUCUUGGGGAUUAUCUUGGGGAGAAGCAGGUUUUAUCAGAUUUGCUAGAAUUACAGAUAAAGUUGGAUAAUGUGGAGUUCAUUAAGAUGUAACCUAUCCUAUCUAUAAAAAGAAUUCAUCUAUUAUUCAAUGA
Messenger RNA from Paramecium sonneborni, 1050 nucleotides. The record is from the annotation of a GenBank genome assembly. NCBI's taxonomy places the organism in Eukaryota, Ciliophora, Oligohymenophorea, Peniculida, Parameciidae.